Trypanosoma cruzi is the source of this 1827-nucleotide messenger RNA. Its product is annotated as GPI anchor biosynthesis protein, putative. Gene Ontology annotation, molecular function: alpha-1,2-mannosyltransferase activity. Gene Ontology annotation, biological process: GPI anchor biosynthetic process. Gene Ontology annotation, cellular component: endoplasmic reticulum membrane. Bases 1 to 1827 code for a protein of 608 amino acids. The transcript has a single exon. NCBI's taxonomy places the organism in Eukaryota, Euglenozoa, Kinetoplastea, Trypanosomatida, Trypanosomatidae. The record is from RefSeq and is a predicted model, not a curated record.
AUGUCUCCUUGUAUUGUGUAUUGUUUCCCUAACCAAGUAAGUACUACAGGGAGGGAGGGGGGACAAAAAGAGAUGAUUCAAAAGGAAAAUAAGAUGAGGAAUUUGGGUGGCGGCCGAGGCAAAAAUUGUUACGACGAUGAUUUGCCGCAUCUGCCAUGGUAUGGCAUCCUCCUUAUCUUUCUAUACCGUCUGCUUCUUAGUGUAAGCAUCCAGACCGCAGAGUCGCCGGACGAAUGGUGGCAGAGCACGGAGAUAGCAUACUAUAUCGUGUUUGGCAAGGGGCAUCUUCCGUGGGAAUGGCAUAUGGGUUUGCGCUCUGUGGUAUUUCCAUUUAUUCUCGCCAUUCCUUUCUUUCUUCUGAAGGCUUUGGGCCUUGACUCAACUUGGGCAAUAUGGUUUGCCGCUCGAUUGAUGCAAGCGUUGGUCAUUACAACCAUAGAUCUUUUUGUUUUUCGUUUGGGUAGAUUGCUGGACGUGGAGUUGGGAAGGACGGCAAAAAAUGCGUUGCGAGGAGCACGCAUGCCAAAACUGUUUUUGGAUACCCCAACGAAGGAUCCUGCUGGAAAGGUAGUAUCGGGCAGAUCUGUUGCAUACUUUGCCUUGUUUCUUUCUUUAAGUAACUGGUAUAUGUCGUUUACUGGCGUUCGUACGUACAGUAACGUGGUAGAGGCAAUGUUGGUGCUUAUGACGAUACAAGAAACAAACUAUAUACGAUUUCUUUUAUUUAGCGGAUUGGCAUGUGCUUUUCGUGUUACCUCUGGCGUUGUUCUUUUUCCUCUUGUAUUUCUUCAUCUUGCCUGGGCCGUGCGGGAACGCGGAGUACGUCGAGGUUUGAUGCGGAUCCUUCUUUGGGGAAUUGUUAUUUUUGUACUGUUGGUUGGCGGAAUUGUGGUUUCAGACAGUUUAUUUUAUGAUCGCUGGGUCGUCACACCAUUGGCUUUUCUUAAAUUCAACGUGUUGCAGAAUGCCAGUCGUUUUUUUGGGGAGCAUCCAUGGUAUUUUUAUUUGUUUCCAUGUCUCCCCGCUCUCCUUGGCCCUCACGUCCUCUUCACUCUCGCCGCGCCGCUCGUGGUGUGGCAAGAGAAGGUAAGUAAGGCGGUGGCUUUACAAAUCUUUGGAUUGUUCUUUUUUAUUUUAUGGCCCGUUGCGUGUUACUCCCUUAUUGGCCACAAGGAGAACCGCUUUAUGACUACUGUGUUGCCAAUUUGUUUUGUGGUGACAGCCUUCGUUUUGGCACGGCGAUACGAUCGGUCACGUGUCAUACGUCGCCUUCAUAAAGCCUUUUUUGUUUUUAACGUAACGGUGUUGAUUCUGGCGGGUUACGUGCAUCGCAGGGGCCCGUUGGAUGUGAUGUUGGAGGUUCGAAAUGGGCCAAAGAUGGAUCGACUUGAUAUUGUUACACGAUGUUAUGCGACGCCUGGUUACAGUUUUUUACAUGGAAAAGUGAACCACCUGGGCCUUAUCGAUUGCCCCGUUUACCUCAACACCGAAACGGGGCUUCCAAAACCCACGGAAGAUAUGAUGUUCCGAAAAUAUCCAAAAGAUUACGUGUUAUGGAAAUACGAUGGGAUACAUACGUUUAACAUCAGUAAUCCGGAUGGAAAACGCAGCGCUGAUGAAUUGAGGCAAAUUGUUUCACCCAUGUCUUCUCCUCAUCCAGACGUGAUGGUGAUGUAUCGUGACACCGCAAACAAAAUAAAGCACCUCUUUUUGGAAAAGCACGGGUACAAAUUAUAUCGGUCGUUUUUCCAUACACCGUUGCUGAUAGAACCGGGUGAAGACAAUUACAUGGAAAUGUGGGUACGAAAUGUUGUUCAGGCCAAUUAA